CGCUCGCUGACCAAACAUCACGCAUUUCACAUCAAGUCUCCGUCCACUCAGCGGUAGAUAAUAUCGAUAUCACUAGUGUCAAAUGUUUGUAAACGGUGUCCAAGUUAUCAGUUCACGCUUGAAUAACAUUACAUUGACUUCACUCAGUAUACAAGGAAAUAUGCAUCAAAACAAUGAAAAGACAGAGGUGUGCCAGAAGGGCAGACUUCCACCAAUGUUGCAUCUCACACCAUCCGGUACAAAUCAAAAAAGGGUCGACAGCAGUCCUCACCAAAAGAUCGACAACCCUUGGCUACUGAAACCUCAACACGAAAUCCCGCCCACGCCUCCGCCCCAAGCCGACCAAAAACCCGCUAGUUUCUUUCAACAAAGAAUUGGAUAAAUCUUUAAUAGGACAGUUGAAAAUAAUCGAAAUAACAUUAUUAUGGCAAGUUGCCAUCUUGCCGAAAUACGGACUUUCGAAUAAGUCAUAUAAAAAUACUCCAUUACGUUAAUAAAGCAAACACGUAAAUAAUGAGUCGGGAUCAAGGAAUAAUUUUGCCAAACUGUGACACAAGGAAAGUGAUGCGAGGCGAUCAUGACAUGUAUGUGCGUCAACAUUUCUGAGAGAUCGAGUGGAUAAACGUUGUGUAUUAUUAGUAAAGUUAGUAGGAACUAGGAACCUUAUUGGAUGCUUUGUAUAAGUGCGUUUUUGACUGUAGUAAGGACAUCAAUAAUAUAAUGUAAAUAUAAAUAAGUAUCGUUAAGUUAUAAUACUAAAGUAUAAACUGUGUUAAGUUUUUUUUAAAUAUGCUAUGAAUUAAUAAAUAUAAUAAUUAAUUUUAAAAAGACGUAUUUAGUUAUCGUAUAUUUUAUGUGAACGCAAGUUAAAAUAACAAUAAGUUCAGACAGUAAAAAUUCCUAUGUAUUGUUUCCAGUAUUAAAGUAAAAAAAAAUAUAUAAAUAAAUUCAUUGAAUUUCGACUAGAGCUUUAUCGCGUUUGUAAUGUGUAGGAACUGUGCCAAAAAUGUGAAUAUGAAAUUCUAUGUAGUUAGUGACAUGUUAUGUACAACAUAACUGCAAGUAUAGAGCUUUUAACAAUGAAAUAGUAGUUAUAACGAGUCCAAAUUACCACUUUCGCGACUAACUCUACUCUCAUAAUCGCUAUAUACUCGUAGUUUAAUUCUGAUGUUGUUUAUUCCUUUCAAGUAGAUUAAUCCCUUUAAUAAGAAUCCUUAUAAACUCUGUCAAGUGAAUAUUAUUUUAUAUACUUCGUACAGUCCUUCUUAGGUUUCAUAUUACGAUGAUAACAUUCAAUAUUUUUUAACGUUGAAGAUUAAAAACAAAAUCAUUAAAACUUUUCCACAAGCCUAACUAGUUAUAAGAAUAUGCCAAGUGAUUCGGGUGUUGUAUAUAAUGAGAAAAAACAAGCAAUAAAAAUUACGAUACGAACAAACUAUACAGUACAAUAAUAAUGGUUGCUGGGAGUAAAGUUCAAUUGUCUAAUAAAAUGUGUACUUUAAUCUUUCUA
Messenger RNA from Vanessa atalanta (red admiral), 1510 nucleotides. RefSeq lists its product as uncharacterized. The record is from RefSeq and is a predicted model, not a curated record. Lineage: Eukaryota; Metazoa; Arthropoda; Insecta; Lepidoptera; Nymphalidae. The coding region runs from base 83 to 382 and encodes 99 amino acids. The transcript is spliced from 2 exons.